Molecule: messenger RNA, 738 nt
Organism: Sphaeroforma arctica JP610
Lineage: Eukaryota; Ichthyosporea; Ichthyophonida
Exons: 2
Coding region: 25-738 (237 amino acids)
Source: RefSeq, a predicted model, not a curated record
CCUGCACUCCCACGGUUAAGCACCAUGUCGGAGGACCAGCCCAGAAAGACAUCGCUGUGUCUCUACUUCGUCGACGAUGUGGAUCAGCCAGGCAGCUGCGGUGACUGUAAACGCCCGAAGGAGGCGCAUGCAUGUAGCACUCGUACCACAGCCUACCACUCCGCCGUCCCCUUCAGUCCAUUCACCACCCGCAAGCGCACUACUGAACUCGCAAGCAACCCUCAUAUGCGCGAGAUUCAACCUGCAGAUAGUACGGGAAGAGCUUCACCUGGGGCGGAUAGUGCCAGUGGAGACGAGUUUCUGCCGUCGAUAGAAUCGGACGCGUUUAUGUCGACCAGACAGGCUGCUUCGUUGCGAACGAAGUUCAUCACGGAGAUGUGUGAUGUAACCCGCAGGCGUCCACACCUACCAUCUCUCAGUACAAUUGGCAAGGGCGAUAGUAGUGAAGAUCAGAACUCAGAAUUAGGUACUGAGGGGGGAAAUGGUAGGGCAAACUCGGGCUCGGAAUUGGGCCUAAAUUCGGAAGUAGACCCGGAGUCGCGUGUGAGUGGGAAGGGCAGUCAGGAGGACCUUAGUGCGGAGAUAACUAUCAACGGAUGCAUUGAGGAGGUGCUGCUGCGAUUUCAGGCCAUGCUGCACUGGGAGGGGGAGGUGAUGCCACGUGCUAUGUGUAACUCGUCGGUGUAUAGUGGGGUGUAUUUGGGUUCUCGAGUGUUGGUGGCGUAUCCUGGGGUGUAA